This is a messenger RNA of Wyeomyia smithii (pitcher-plant mosquito), 1222 nucleotides long. RefSeq lists its product as uncharacterized. The coding region runs from base 128 to 442 and encodes 104 amino acids. NCBI's taxonomy places the organism in Eukaryota, Metazoa, Arthropoda, Insecta, Diptera, Culicidae. The transcript is spliced from 2 exons. The record is from RefSeq and is a predicted model, not a curated record.
UGUUGUUGUUUCCGAUCGUCACGGCUCCAUCGACAAAAAAAUUGUUUACUGUUUCAAAAGGAAUUGUUUUUGAAAAUUCUCGCAACUAUCUUGCUGUUGAGCAUUUUUCUGGUGCUAUAACUACACAAUGAGUAGCACCUAUUUAAACGUAGAAUUUUUGAACGAUAGUGAUGAUUCCGCGGGACCUGAAGAAUCUGAAAAUAAACAAACCGAAUAUGCGGAAGCGUGCCCGGGAUCAUUCAAGGCAUUCAGCAAUGUUUCUGAUCCUCUGCGUAGCCUUUUGGCUGAUCCUUUGGAGCUUGAAAGUAGCCGAUUCGAUCUAAACCAAAACCAAAUUGAUAUGGACCUCGGUAUGAACGAAAUUAUCCCGGACGCAUCAGCUCUUAACAAUACUCCUGACGACGAGUCUUUCGCUGCUGAUUUGACCGAAAGUGUGUUUUAGUUUAAAGCGGAUUUUUGUCGGAAAUUCUUUCGAAGUCAAUUACGCCCGAAACAGAUCACUUCAGAAGAUGUCGCAGGAAAUUCGGUGGAAAGUGUUCUCCGCUGCAUCUGGAACACGGCAAAACAUCAGAUCAAUAGGAAGGUAAUUGUAGCAAACGCAUUACUUAGAACUUGACAAUAUAGUCAUUCAGCAACUCAUUUAAUAUUGUUCUUAUAAAAGGAAUUAGAAUAGAUUUAAUAAUCGCAAUAGGUUCCCUUCAUAGAGGAGAUUGCUACAUAGAUAAUCCCCGACCGACCCUUCGUGCGGGUGCUAGAUUAGAAGCAGGUAUAGAAUAUCUAGAUCCGUGCGAGUGCACUGAUCGUAAGCGGUCUAUUUUCUCAGUCUGUUAGGUUUAGCCAGCGUCAAUGACUAUGUGAAUUAUGGCCGGACAAUGCUCAAAGAAAAGGGCGAUAAGUCCUAUUAUCAGCCGGCGCGUCUGCGUACGCAUUAUCAUCUUAAGUAGGGAAAUAGGGAAUGCAAAUCCGGUGCUUUGUAAAACAUUGUAACUACCUGAAUGAAUGUUGUCGUAGGCGCGUGUAAAGAAAGCCGAUAACGUUCGAAACCUUUUUCCCGUUCAGGUACCGGAUUAGGGGAAGGCAAAUUUGACCUGACUAGGCGAAUGGAAAUUCUGUCGCGUUCUUAUUUGUUCCCUUACGAAGAUUCGGAGAAUCUUCUCUCUCAUUUUCUUUUCCAUACGUAGGCAUAGUUCGUAAGAUUACAAUUUGUAAAUUUUUGUAUAUA